Molecule: messenger RNA, 967 nt
Organism: Danaus plexippus (monarch butterfly)
Lineage: Eukaryota; Metazoa; Arthropoda; Insecta; Lepidoptera; Nymphalidae
Gene: Time
Exons: 5
Coding region: 171-794 (207 amino acids)
Biological process (GO): removal of superoxide radicals
Molecular function (GO): copper ion binding; superoxide dismutase activity
Source: RefSeq, a predicted model, not a curated record
AUCAUGAGCGUGAGACGUGUCUCAGUACGCGUGAAUUUCUUCUUAGCAGCACGACUGUUGACUGCUCUGUAUGCAGUUAAUUUCGGACAAGAAGUGAUAUAACAGUGAUUUUCUUAGUGUUCAUAAAAACAUUACCUAUUUGAAGAAGUCUUAAUACAAUAAAUGUAAAAAUGCUUUACCAUUUGCUAUUUUUGUCGGUGGCAGGCGUUAUUGUAUCUGCGCAGAAUGUUGGGAACGCACCGUUGAGAGCUAUAGUUAAACUUUCAAGUCCCGACGGUCGUGAUGUCCAUGGAAAUAUUACCCUCACUCAGCUGGAGGGCAGGGUCCAUGUGGAGGGUUCCAUCUACGGUUUGCCCCCAGGACAGUACGGCUUCCACGUACAUGAGACUGGAGACAUAACUCGAGGCUGUAUCUCCACUGGAUCGCAUUUCAAUCCUGAGAAGAAAGACCACGGCCAUCCCAGCGAUGAAGUCCGUCACGUUGGAGACUUGGGGAACGUUGAAUUUGAUAUGAACAGAUUCAGUAACAUCAAUUUCGAAGACAAAUUGAUCGCUUUGUACGGACCCCACAACGUUCUUGGAAGGGCAAUUGUCUUACACGAAAAGGCCGAUGACUUCGGCAGAUCAGACCAUCCUGACUCCAGGAAGACGGGCAACGCCGGCGGACGAGUCGCGUGUGGAGUCAUCGGCAUCCUGAGUCCUGUAUUUGGGUGGGACGCAAGUGAUGCUUCGACAACCCUGAUCUCAUACGGAACUUCAAUAAUUUUACUGAUUCUGACAGUGAUAUUACAAUAGUACAAUAAUACCUUCUGUUGGCAGCCUUAUUUUGCUAUUGGCACGUAUUUUACUUUCGUCAUCCCGUCCAAUAACUAUGUGCUAUAUAAUAGUGAUUAUUUAUUUACACAAUUUAAUUUAUUAAUAUUUCUUAUUCUGUAUAUUUGUAAGAAUAAAUGUUUUAUUUAUAUAAA